Dendrobium catenatum is the source of this 3065-nucleotide messenger RNA. Its product is annotated as U-box domain-containing protein 45. Gene Ontology annotation, molecular function: ubiquitin-protein transferase activity; protein binding. The transcript is spliced from 6 exons. Lineage: Eukaryota; Viridiplantae; Streptophyta; Magnoliopsida; Asparagales; Orchidaceae. The coding region runs from base 257 to 2590 and encodes 777 amino acids. Gene Ontology annotation, cellular component: nucleus; cytoplasm. The record is from RefSeq and is a predicted model, not a curated record. Gene Ontology annotation, biological process: protein ubiquitination.
AUCCACUUCGAAGGCUCUGUGCGCACUUAUCUUACCGUUCAUUCGCUUCGCGUGAACAGCGUAGUUAUCGCCGUUGUCGGCGCCGUCAUGUUCUCCGUCUUCUUCUGAGACCGGUGGUCGGCAAAUUCGUGGCUUCAUCUCUGAGGUCUUGAAAUCACUUGCCGUGGAUCGCGCAAUUGAUAUUUUCAAGUUGUCGCAGUUGAAACCGUCUUGGGUGAUCAAUCGAUAUGCGUUGGAGUCUUUUGAGGAAGGGUUGAUGGAUUCCUCUGAGAUUGAAGAGAAAAUUUGUAUUGUUGGCGAUGCGAAGUUACAUGGAGGAAUGUGCAAGAUACUCUCUUUGAUUGUUGGUAAAGUAUUGGAGAUCUUUCCUUUUAUUGAAGCAUCAAGACCACGUAGCAAGUCUGGAAUCCAAUCACUUUGUGCAUUACAUGUUGCUCUUGAUAAGGCCAAAAGUCUUCUUCAGCAUUGCUCGGAAUGCAGCAAACUUUAUUUAGCCAUUACUUGCGACUCCAUUCUCAUGAAAUUUGAGAAAGCAAGAUGCUCUCUCCUAGAUAGUCUUACACGUGUUGAGAACAUAGUCCCUCAAAAUAUUGGUUGUCAGAUUCUGGAGAUUGUUAGUGAGCUACAGAUUACUGUGUUUGAGCUGGAUCAGUCAGAGAAACAGAUUGGAAAUGAUGUGAUUUCAUUACUUCAGAAAGAGAGGAGAGGAAACUGUAGCCCAAGCUGUAAUGAUGAACUUGAAAUAUUCCACCAAGCUGCAUCAAAACUUGGCAUCACUUCUUCUCGUGCAGCACUUGUUGAAAGAAGAGCUCUCAAGAAGCUCAUUGAAAGAGCUCAUGCUGAAGACGAUAAACGGAAGGAAUCCAUUGUCACUUACCUACUGCAUCUUCUGCGAAAGUACUCUAAGCAUUUCAGAGCUGAGACUGCAGAUGAUACAGAUUCCCAGGGAUCAGCUCCUUGUUCUCCUACUGUAUUAGGAUCAUUAGAUGAUAUCUCUCAAACUGGCGAGGUUGCUCAGGCAUUUGAGAAACAGAUUAGUAGUCUCAGCUCAUUCAACUCCAAACAAAGUGGUGUGAUAUUUGGAAACUUGCCUAUACCCCCAGAAGAGUUGAGGUGCUCCAUCUCCUUCCAGCUCAUGUAUGAUCCGGUCAUUAUUUCAUCAGGGCAAACUUAUGAACGUGCUUGUAUUGAGAAGUGGUUCAAUGAUGGACAUCAAACUUGUCCUAAAACUCAGCAACAGUUGCCUCACCUGUGCUUGACGCCGAAUUAUUGUGUCAAAGGCUUGAUUGCUAGCUGGUGCGAACAAAAUGGCGUCCCCCUCCCCGAUGGUCCUCCAGAGUCUCUUGAUGCUAAUUACUGGAGAAUUGUAUUAUCAGAAUCUGAGACAACAGAUACCAGAUCUACAGGGUAUAGGAGCUUGUGCUUACUCAAAGAGACGGAGAUAGUUCCCUUUGAUGCAAGCGGUUCUGUUCAGGAGACCUUAGAGGGAGAGAUGGGUAGUUUCAAUGAUAGUUGUGGUCAAGCAUUUGAAGAAGAUGAGCUUCAGAUAUAUGAGAGCUUGCUUGCUGUACUUUAUGGUGGUGAGAGCAUAAGCAGACAAUGUGAAGCAGUGGAGCAAAUAAGGUUAUUACUAAAGGAUGACGAGGAGGCAAGGAUAUAUAUGGGUGCAAAUGGUUUUGUUGAGGCACUUGUCCAGUUUUUGAAAUCAGCUAUUGAUGAAGGAGACGAGAAGGCCCAGGAAAUUGGUGCCAUGGCUCUUUUCAACAUUGCUGUCAACAAUAACAGGAACAAGGAAAGUUUGUUGUCUUUUGACAUCAUUCCUCUCCUACAGAGAAUGAUCUCCAAUCCUUCAACGCAGCAAUCUGCGACUGCUGUAAUCCUCAACCUCUCUGUCCUUGAUGAAGCAAAACCCAUCAUUGGCGCAAGCCAUGCGGUUCCAUUCCUUGUUCAGUCCCUACAAUCUGACAGCUCCCAGAAUAGCAGCUCCUGCAAGCAUGAUGCCUUGUUCACCCUUUACAACCUCUCCACUCAUCCAUCCAAUAUCCAACCGCUCCUCGAUUCCGGCAUUGUCGGUGCCCUCUUAUCUCUACUUACCUCAAAUGCUCAAGAUGAGGAAGGUUCUGCAUGGGCAGAGAAGGUGCUUACUGUCUUCAUAAACCUAGCAUCAACCCAAGCUGGAAAGAGAGAGAUGGUGUUGACACAAGGUCUGAUAGCAAAUCUUGCCAUGAUACUUGACACCGGUGAGCCUGCGGAGCAGGAGCAGGUUGUCUCAUGCCUUCUGAUUCUAUGCAAUGGCGAUGACUGUUGCAGUCACAUGGUUCUACAAGAGGGUGUAAUACCUGCUCUCGUGUCGGUAUCCGUUAGUGGUAGCACCAAAGGAAAGGAGAAGGCUCAGAAGUUGCUGAAACUGUUUAGGGAGCAGCGGCAGCGCGAUCCUUUAUCAUUUCAGCAAGAGCAGCAAGAGGAUAGCAGUGUUGAGUGCGCAGUAGUACCUGACUCAAAACCACUAUGCAAACCAAGAGCUAAGAAGCUUGGAAGGACACUGAGCUCCAUUUGGAAAAACAGGCAUUUUUCAGUAUAUCAGUGUUAGAAGACAACCAUUGUAUUUAGAGAACUGAAGGGGAAAGGCUCAUAGGUUGCUGAAGCUGUUUAAGGAGUAGCAGCGCAUGAGCCUUCUAUAUUUCAGCAACAGAAGCAGGAGUGAAGUGCAAUUGUGCAAAUCAAGAGCUAAGAUGCUUGGACAGACACUGAGCUCCAUUUUGAAGGACAGGUAUUUUUCAGUGUACCAGUAUUACAACACAACCAUUUGUCUUUAGUUAUAGAACCAGCUAAUAGUCAUGUAAAUGUCUCUUUUAUCUCUUGUGCGACAGAGUACUAUUGUCACCUUCUUCUCUUGGCCUUGAGAAAAAAAGAAAGAAUAGAAAGCAUGUACAGACUUCUUCAUUUAGCAAUUUAGCUUCUUUUUUGUCCUUUCAUGCUGUACUGUAUUCUGUAUAUACCUAAAGUGCUCAAUUUCCUUCUCCUAAAUCUUUAAGAUGCUAUGAAAUAAUGUAUGCUUAUUAUCA